AUGGCGCUAAUGCUUCGCAGCAUCACGUUCGUGGCCGCCAAGCGAGCGGCCACGCGUGCGCCACUCGCCGACAUCGCUGCGUCCUCUGCGUGUACGCGUAGCUUUGCGUCCAAGUCGGAUGCGAAGAAGAAGAGCAAGAAAAAGGGGAACGACGACGCCAACUUUGAGAAGAUGCUGCGUGCUAUUAAGGGCCAAUAUCCCGAGGCGGCCGAGUGGACAGACGAGGAAAAGCAGCGCCACCAGGAGAUUGGUCGCCGCUACAACCGGAUGAGCUCUAUCGAGCACAACCACCUUAUGCGCGACGUGCAGACCAAGAUUGAUCUCAAAUGGGAUGCCAUCAACGCGCUGCCUGCAGAGCUGCAGGCGGAAGCAAUGGAGAUUGACGACGCUCCUAUUCCCGAGGAACGUACUAUGGCCACGUGGACGCCGCCCAUUCCAGGCUUUAGACGAUACACGGACGAAGAAGACGAAACAGCGGGCUAG
Molecule: messenger RNA, 483 nt
Organism: Hyaloperonospora brassicae
Lineage: Eukaryota; Oomycota; Peronosporomycetes; Peronosporales; Peronosporaceae
Source: the annotation of a GenBank genome assembly